AUGGAAAUUGUUUGGGAGGUGCUUUUUCUUCUGCAAGCGAAUUUCAUCGUCUGCAUUUCAGCUCAACAAAAUUCACCAAAAAUCCAUGAAGGCUGGUGGGCUUAUAAGGAGGUGGUCCAGGGAAGCUUUGUUCCAGUUCCCUCCUUUUGGGGUUUGGUGAACUCAGCUUGGAAUCUUUGCUCUGUUGGGAAAAGACAGUCACCUGUCAAUAUUGAAACCAGCCAUAUGAUUUUUGAUCCCUUCUUAACUCCACUUCGGAUAAACACAGGGGGAAGAAAGGUGAGUGGGACAAUGUACAACACAGGGAGACAUGUAUCUCUACGAUUAGACAAAGAGCAUUUGGUCAACAUCUCGGGAGGGCCGAUGACCUACAGUCACCGCCUGGAGGAAAUCCGGUUACACUUCGGGAGUGAAGACAGCCAGGGAUCAGAGCACCUCCUCAAUGGACAGGCUUUCUCUGGGGAGGUUCAGUUAAUCCACUAUAACCAUGAGCUGUACACAAAUGUCACAGAAGCUGCAAAGAGUCCUAAUGGGUUGGUGGUAGUUUCCAUAUUUAUGAAAGUGUCUGAAUCAUCAAAUCCAUUUCUAAAUCGUAUGCUCAACAGAGACACCAUAACAAGAAUAACGUACAAAAAUGAUGCAUACUUACUACAGGGGCUUAAUAUUGAGGAACUUUAUCCAGAGACCUCUAGUUUCAUUACGUAUGAUGGGUCAAUGACAAUUCCACCCUGCUAUGAAACAGCAAGCUGGAUAAUAAUGAACAAACCUGUCUACAUAACAAGGAUGCAGAUGCAUUCUUUACGACUGCUAAGCCAGAAUCAGCCAUCACAGAUAUUUCUGAGCAUGAGCGACAAUUUCAGACCAGUCCAGCCUCUCAACAAUCGAUGUAUCCGAACUAAUAUCAACUUUAGUUUACAGGGAAAAGAUUGUCCAAACAAUAGAGCACAGAAACUACAGUAUAGAGUAAAUGAAUGGCUCCUCAAGUAACAGAGAGCAGACAGAACCCAUAACCUCAGUGGAAUGCGACUACUGUGACUUGACAUAAUCUAGAAUGCACCCAAUCUCACUCUCUGGGUUUGUGACAGCACAUGCAAAUGUGCUGUAGGAAAAGAGCUGCCAUGUUGGAAACAACUAAAAAUUCAUUCAUUUGAUUGUUGGUAAUUUAAAAAAGUAAAAAGACAGUAAUACAGUUAAUGUGAUUACAAUUUUGAUACAGUUUUCCUGAACUAAUUUAGCUUCACAAA
Messenger RNA from Chaetura pelagica (chimney swift), 1244 nucleotides. It is a transcript of the gene CA10, whose product is annotated as carbonic anhydrase X. The record is from RefSeq and is a predicted model, not a curated record. The transcript is spliced from 9 exons. Gene Ontology annotation, molecular function: carbonate dehydratase activity; zinc ion binding. The coding region runs from base 1 to 987 and encodes 328 amino acids. Lineage: Eukaryota; Metazoa; Chordata; Aves; Apodiformes; Apodidae.